Messenger RNA from Manis pentadactyla (Chinese pangolin), 2145 nucleotides. It is a transcript of the gene SLC5A2, whose product is annotated as solute carrier family 5 member 2. The transcript has 13 exons. Gene Ontology annotation, cellular component: plasma membrane. Lineage: Eukaryota; Metazoa; Chordata; Mammalia; Pholidota; Manidae. Gene Ontology annotation, biological process: sodium ion transport; transmembrane transport. The coding region runs from base 37 to 2145 and encodes 702 amino acids. Gene Ontology annotation, molecular function: D-glucose:sodium symporter activity. The record is from RefSeq and is a predicted model, not a curated record.
AGUGGCUGGUUCCUUGAGGGGCAGAUCCUGGGCAGAAUGGAGGAACACACAGAGCCAGGCUUGGUACCAGGGCUGGGGGACCAGAGGGUCCUAAUCGACAACCCUGCUGACAUUCUGGUUAUUGCUGCUUAUUUCCUGCUGGUCAUUGGUGUCGGCUUGUGGUCCAUGUGCAAAACCAACAGAGGCACCGUUGGCGGCUAUUUCCUGGCAGGACGAAGCAUGGUGUGGUGGCCGGUUGGAGCCUCUCUCUUUGCCAGCAACAUCGGCAGUGGCCACUUUGUGGGUCUGGCAGGGACUGGUGCUGCAAGCGGCUUGGCUGUGGCUGGAUUUGAGUGGAAUGCGCUGUUCGUGGUUCUACUACUGGGCUGGCUCUUCGCGCCGGUGUACCUGACCGCGGGAGUAAUUACAAUGCCACAGUACCUGCGCAAGCGCUUCGGCGGCCAUCGUAUCCGCCUCUACCUGUCUGUGCUCUCGCUUUUUCUGUACAUCUUCACCAAGAUUUCGGUGGACAUGUUCUCCGGCGCAGUAUUCAUUCAACAGGCUCUGGGCUGGAACAUCUAUGCCUCUGUCAUUGCGCUCUUGGGCAUCACCAUGAUCUACACUGUGACAGGAGGGCUGGCAGCACUGAUGUACACGGAUACUGUGCAGACCUUCGUCAUUCUCGGGGGGGCCUUCAUCCUCAUGGGCUACGCCUUCCACGAGGUGGGCGGGUAUUCAGGGCUUUUCGACAAAUACUUGAGGGCAAUGACGUCACUGACCGUGUCGGAGGAUCCAGCUGUGGGCAACAUCUCCAGCUCCUGCUACCGACCCCGACCCGACUCCUACCACUUGCUCCGGGACCCCGUGACGGGGGACCUGCCGUGGCCCGCGUUGCUCCUGGGGCUUACCAUCGUCUCCAGCUGGUACUGGUGCAGCGACCAGGUCAUUGUGCAGCGCUGCUUGGCCGGGAAGAACCUGACUCACAUCAAGGCAGGCUGCAUCCUGUGUGGCUACUUGAAGCUGAUGCCCAUGUUCCUCAUGGUCAUGCCGGGCAUGAUCAGCCGUAUUCUCUACCCGGAUGAGGUGGCUUGCGUGGUGCCUGAGGUGUGUAGGCGUGUUUGUGGAACUGAGGUGGGCUGCUCCAACAUCGCCUACCCAAGGCUCGUGGUGAAGCUCAUGCCCAGUGGUCUGCGUGGACUUAUGCUGGCUGUCAUGCUGGCCGCGCUCAUGUCCUCACUGGCCUCAAUCUUUAACAGCAGCAGCACCCUUUUCACCAUGGACAUCUACACGCACCUGCGUCCCCAUGCGGGUGACCGUGAGCUGCUACUAGUAGGACGGGUCUGGGUGGUGUUCAUUGUGGCUGUGUCGGUGGCCUGGCUACCUGUGGUACAAGCAGCGCAGGGCGGGCAGCUCUUUGAUUAUAUCCAGGCAGUCUCCAGCUACCUGGCGCCACCUGUGUCCGCUGUCUUUGUGCUGGCACUUUUCGUGCCCCGCAUCAAUGAAAAGGGCGCCUUUUGGGGACUGAUUGGGGGUCUGCUGAUGGGUCUAGCACGCCUUAUUCCCGAGUUCUCCUUUGGCUCGGGCAACUGUGUGCGACCCUCAGUGUGCCCUGCACUCCUCUGCCGUGUGCACUACCUCUACUUUGCCAUCAUGCUCUUCAUCUGCUCUGGCCUCCUCACCCUUGUAGUCUCACUGUGCACAGCACCCAUCCCACACAAACAUCUCCACCGCCUGGUUUUCAGUCUCCGGCACAGCAAGGAGAAGAGGGAGGACCUGGAUGCUGAUGAGCUGGAAGGUCUAACCUUAUGUGUUGUUCAGAAUGGGUGCCCUGAGCAUGCAGUGAGCAUGGAGGGUAAGGCAUUUGCCUCAGGAGGUGGGGCUGGGGAUCUGGGGCAGCCAAGUUCUCUCAAACUAACCACAGGGCCUCAACUGUUUCUAGAGCCCCAGUCCCCAGCACCAGGCCUAUUCCACCAGUGCCUGCUCUGGUUCUGUGGAAUAAGUAGGGGUGAGGCAGGCAGCCACCAACUGCCUACACAGGAGGAGGUGGCUGCAGUAGCCAGGCGACUGGAGGACAUCAGUGAGGACCCAAGCUGGGCCCGUGUCGUCAACCUCAAUGCCUUGCUCAUGAUGGCUGUGGCCAUGUUCCUCUGGGGCUUUUAUGCCUGA